AUGGGUGAGCCGCGCACUGCGGAUCAGCGGCGUGAAGUCAUCCCCGUUGAUUCUGAGGCAGCCCGUGCUCUAGAUCACUAUUGCGACCGUCAAAUGCUCUGCGUGCUCAAGCGUUAUCAUUACCCUGCUGGUCGGAAGAUAGUAAACUUGAAGAAACGCUCGAAAAACGAGGCGGUCGCUCUUCGCAGGCUGAGACGUUGCAAGGGCAUUGUUACGCUACUACUUGAUCACAAGGAGACGCGGAUGAACUCUUUCUUGGGCACCUACAGUAGCAUGCCUCCGGAGGUCCUGCACUGCAACGUCAAUUCAUCCCUCGUUUCGGGUGACCCCACUUACACAAAAGAGGUGGACUGGUGGUAUUUCGGCUCGCUGGUCUACGAAAUGCUGGCUGGAGAGCCGCCAUUCGCCGUGGAUAGCAAGGACAACGAUGAGGAAUUCUACAAUAGGGUUAUCAGGAGCCCGAAUACGAUCGACUUUACUCCAAUAACCGAUGUAGAUGCGGCGGACCUAAUCAAGCAACUCAUGCAGGGGGUCCCAUCCGAGCGGCUGGGUGCUGUGGGAGGUUCGGCAUGCGUGCUUAAGCACAAGUUUUUUGCCGGCACUAGAGAGAGCUUGGCGGCAGGCACCAUACCAACGAACUAUAUUGAAGCGCGAAUUUUCGAUUGCAUAAAGGUCAUGAUCACAGAUGAAGAUGACUGA
Messenger RNA from Babesia ovata, 699 nucleotides. Its product is annotated as AGC AKT kinase. The record is from RefSeq and is a predicted model, not a curated record. Bases 1 to 699 code for a protein of 232 amino acids. Gene Ontology annotation, molecular function: ATP binding; protein kinase activity. Gene Ontology annotation, biological process: protein phosphorylation. NCBI's taxonomy places the organism in Eukaryota, Apicomplexa, Aconoidasida, Piroplasmida, Babesiidae. The transcript is spliced from 4 exons.